This is a messenger RNA of Sardina pilchardus (European sardine), 3358 nucleotides long. It is a transcript of the gene tbx4, whose product is annotated as T-box transcription factor 4. Gene Ontology annotation, biological process: cell fate specification; angiogenesis; positive regulation of DNA-templated transcription. Lineage: Eukaryota; Metazoa; Chordata; Actinopteri; Clupeiformes; Clupeidae. The coding region runs from base 99 to 1745 and encodes 548 amino acids. The transcript has 9 exons. The record is from RefSeq and is a predicted model, not a curated record. Gene Ontology annotation, molecular function: DNA-binding transcription factor activity, RNA polymerase II-specific; RNA polymerase II cis-regulatory region sequence-specific DNA binding. Gene Ontology annotation, cellular component: nucleus.
CGCACUGGAACGUAACUUCCUGCCCUAACCUGGGUAAGGAUAGAAUAUUGUCGUUGGGAAAGAUAUGGAGGAUUUCCGCACAUAAUAUUUCAUGAGAGAUGCUCCAGGAGAAAGCCUCAGCAGUGACGGAUGAGGCUGUGAAUGCAGCUCAGCCAAGUGGGCUUCCGGAGCUCACCACUGACUCCUCACACAUGGGUCUGCCUACAACUCCCAGCAUCCCCAGCAACAGUGAGCCUGAUCAGAGUAUAGAGAACAUCAAGGUGGUCCUCCAUGAAAGAGAACUGUGGAAACGGUUCCACGAGUCAGGAACCGAGAUGAUCAUAACCAAAGCUGGGAGGAGGAUGUUUCCCAGCUACAAGGUGAAGGUCACUGGCAUGAACCCAAAAACAAAGUACAUCCUCCUUGCUGACAUUGUUCCCGCAGAUGACCACCGCUACAAAUUCUGCGACAACAAAUGGAUGGUGGCAGGAAAAGCGGAGCCGGCCAUGCCUGGACGGCUGUACGUACACCCGGACUCCCCAGCCACUGGCGCUCACUGGAUGCGGCAGCUGGUUUCCUUCCAGAAGAUGAAACUCACCAACAACCACCUGGACCCUUUUGGCCAUAUCAUUCUCAACUCCAUGCACAAGUACCAGCCCAGGUUGCACAUCGUCAAGGCGGACGAAAACAACGCCUUCGGCUCCAAGAACACGGCCUACUGCACUCACGUCUUCCACGAGACCUCCUUCAUCUCUGUGACAUCCUACCAGAACCACAAGAUUACCCAGCUGAAGAUCGAAAACAACCCGUUCGCCAAGGGCUUUCGAGGCAGCGAUGAGGGGGAUCUGCGUGUGUCCAGAUUGCAGGGGAAGGACUACCCAGUGAUUUCCAAGAGCAUGGUGCGCCAGAGACUCAUAUCCUCACACGGUCACCUCGCGGGGAAACUGGGCGCAGGGAUGCUAGGAGGCCACCCACAGGUCCUGUCCCACUACCAGUAUGAGGGCGGUGUCCCUCUGUCCAGUGCCGAUGCCCAAGAGCCCCUUGGCAACCACUUCCCUUCCAGCCGGGAACCCAGCCUGCUCUACCACUGCUUCAAGCACAGAGACAACAGCGGCAGGCACCUGGAGCUGGGCUGCAAGCGGCCUUAUCUGGAGACCACAGCCCAGGGGGUGUCGGAGGAGCACUACUUCCGUCCCUCCUCGUCCUACGAGCCGCCCCUGCUGUCACAUCCCUACUGCGGGGAGGCGCUGAGCUCCAGAGAGGCCUGCAUGUAUGGGGGAGUGGAAGGAGAGGCGGGCCCAGGACCUGGAGCGGCAGGUGGGGAGGACUUGCCGCCGCCCUCGCUUAACUGCAACAUGUGGGCAUCGGUGCAGCCGUACCCGCGCUACAGCGUGCAGACUGUGGACGCCGUGCCCUACCAGCCCUUCGCGGCCCACUUCACCAGCUCGGCCCCGGUGGUGCCGCACCAUUCGCCCUCCAUGCAGCGCCCGCAACCCGCGCCCCCCGACCUGGUGUUUGGCACGCAGCGUGCUCUGCCCCCGGGGCCUUCCUACUCUUCCUCCUCCUCUUCCUCCUCCCCGCCUGGGACGAGCUCUCGAGAUCGGGUGGGUCACGCUUCCCUGUACCACCACCGGAAACCGGACUCGCCUCUCCGGACCCACAGGGAUUUUUCUGGCUUCGCAGCCCAGAGCCCCUCCGCACGUGACUCGGCCUAUCAAUAUCAAAUGGGACUGACUGGGGUAGGAGCUCACUGGGCUGAGAGCUAAAGAGGCACCUGUGCGCACAGAGGGAAAGUUCAGCACGUGGGCGCCUUACCUGUCAGAUGUGUGGGUGUGCCUCUGUGUCUUACCUUGGUGCUGCCCCUAAAAGCAUUUGCAAUUGAGAUUACGAUCUUAGACAGCCAUAGCGUCAGUGCCGAAUUGCACACUGAAGCCAUAGUUAGUGAGUGGGAGUCAUCCGAUCCAUGCAGUGUUUGCUCGGUCUGUGGUUUGUGCAAAUUAAAUAUUUAUUUCAGCUGGUUUAGGACAGUAUUUUAUGAAGAGGAUAAGGAAAUUGUGCAAAUCGUGCAAAGCACGAUAUCUUCAAAAUAAGCAGUGUAUGGUUCAUGGUCUUUUUGCCAACUCAGAAAAAAAACACAAGCACAACAUGUACAAAUUAUGCUCUUGACAUGCUGGGAUUGAAAACGUCUACAGUCUGAAACGUAUCCAUUUGUCUGGCCUAUAUUGUAUACACGUGAAUUUAUAUUUUAUGUAUGUGAAAAUAUUGAUUGAAGGAUUUGAGUGGACUAAAUAAGCUGGUGGGUUUAUGCAGGUGCAAACAUAAGUGCCAUUUUAGGUAACCGUGGUGUCCUAGUGGUGAGACAAGGAUUUGAUGCCCUGGCUCAACAGUACAAUUUGAUACUUGAUUGGACGUUUUCCUUAUGCAGUACUUUAUGUUGCACUAAACCAAGAAGAAAUAACACAAUUAUUUACAAGAAGAUAAUCAUUGUGAAAGAUUUAUCAGCCGCUCAUGAAUUAUUGUAAUAUUAUUAGAUAAUAGUUUUAGAUUAUAUAAGCAACCCUCAAUGUAUAAGGGUUCAAGGUUACAGAGACUGUUUUUUUUUGCCAAGUUAAUUUUCACUUUGGACUCAUGUUGACUUCAAGGCCUCACCAACAGUGUAUUUAUGCAAAAUCUACGCUUGAAGUUUAGAUUUUUCUUUGACCAAGAAAGAAUCCAGCAACUGAAGUGACCAGUGCAGUGUUUGCAAGAAUAACCCAGUGGAAAGACUGGAAGCAAACUGUACAGUUAUUUGUGGCUUAGACUGUAAGCAGGAACAACUUAGAGGAGAAACUGAACUGGGUCUGUUCUGGCAAAUGUUGGCACUAACCGAAAACAGUCUACAGCUCCUGGAAUGUCCGAAGUGGACCAUAGGUGUCUCCUCUCGCUCUCGCUCUCACUCUCUUUUCGGAGUUGGAUGAAGCUGGAGUGGACCCAUCUGAUCUGCAUCCUGGGCUCACUCUGACGCAGUCCAGAGCUGUGGGCCUCGGAGUGAGGGACAUCAGAGGAACCCCUUUCAACCAGAUGGGGGCAUAGGGGCCGCUCUUAAGCCACGAGGAGAGCCGAACAGAACAGAGCCGAGCAGAACAGAGAGCUCUGCUCAAAUCCCGGAUCCAAACGACUGAGUUGGAUCAGAUCCAGCCAGCAGAAAGCCACAAAGCAAGUCCUGAAAGUGUAGCAGACAAAAUGAAGUAAAGCCUGCACUAGCCUUGAAAACAUUAAGGAUUUUGGGGAGAAGAAAGAAAAAGAAAUACAUGGCAGUCUUUUGACCCAAUGUGUAUGGGAUUACUUUCUUUGAAUAUUUCAGUGUUUUUUUGCACACAUUUGUUGAAUAAAUUGUAUU